Chlamydomonas reinhardtii is the source of this 3528-nucleotide messenger RNA. RefSeq lists its product as uncharacterized. Lineage: Eukaryota; Viridiplantae; Chlorophyta; Chlorophyceae; Chlamydomonadales; Chlamydomonadaceae. The transcript has 4 exons. The record is from RefSeq and is a predicted model, not a curated record. Gene Ontology annotation, biological process: ceramide biosynthetic process; sphingolipid catabolic process. Bases 200 to 3100 code for a protein of 966 amino acids. Gene Ontology annotation, molecular function: glycerophospholipase activity. Gene Ontology annotation, cellular component: membrane; endoplasmic reticulum; cell periphery.
ACUAUCCGCACAUUGUACAAGUCGCCAAGGCGCGGGCAACAAGCGGCAUGGUGCAAAUUACCCCUAGUGCAAGCCCACCAAACCAGAUCGAUUCUAGUCCUUUAAUCCUUGGCCAGAAACAUUUUUAGCCAAGCACAAUAUCGUUUGGUCAUUCUGGCAGCUGAAUUUAGCAAGGUAACCUUUUCGCGCUCUUUCCGGCAUGCCGCGCCUUGUGUACACUGUGAACAAGGGCAGCGAGUCGCUUACGCACCGGGAGCCCCAGCAGCGUGCAGCCAGUGACGUGUCACCAGAGCUUAGGGCCUCCGACACGCCACCUGAGUCCUCAGACUCCUCACUGGCGAGCCUCCCUGGAGAGCUCCUAGAACGCAUUGCAGAGGCGCUGCCACCCAACGAAGUGGCGUGCAUCCUGCGCCCGCUCUGCCGCAGCUUUGCAGCGCACUUCAGCAGCCACGCCGCCGUGCGCCUGUCGCAGCCGGUGCCGCACAAUGCCUUCGUGCUGCGCUUCGGCAGCUGGUCCGGCCUGCGCUCGCUGCCGCUGGCUCAGCGGCGGCAGCUGCUGUGCCUGACGGCCGCCAGCGGCUGUGUGGACAACCUGCACGUGCUCGCCGGCGGCCCGGGCGUGGCGCAGGCGGUGGGCACCGCGGGCUGCGCGCUCACCGCGGACGUCUUUGCCGCGGCCGCGAAGUGCUCAUGGCGGCCGGCGCGGGCCAUGCCGCCGUGGUGGAGCUGCUGGUCCUGGCGGGCUGCCCCCUGGGACUUUGUGGAUGUGCUGACGGCGGGCGCCUUGAGCGGCAGCGUGGCCACCGUGGCGGCGGUGAUGCAGCUGUUCAGCACUGUGGGCGAACGGAGCAGCGGCGGGUACCUGGAGUUUGAGAGCAUGUCCGGCGACUCUGAGGACGAGGAGGGGGACGACGACGACGACGACGACGAAGACGAGAAAGAGGAGGAGGAGGCGGAGGGAGAAGCAGGGGGGAGAGGGGAAGGGGAGGCCGCAGAGGGCGAUGCCAGGUCAGGCGGCCUGCAGGGCGAGCUACAGGGUCCGGCGGCAGCACAGCAGGACAGCCCGCGGCACUCAGCGCACGCGCAGCACCCCCAACAGCUACCCCGCCCAGCGCCCGCCUUCCCCGACCAGCCUCGCCCCAUCAGGCUCAACAACAGUGAGCUGAGUCGCCUGGUUGCCGCGGCCGCGUACGGCCUGCCCCUGAGCCAGAUGCAGGAGCUUUUGCAGCGCUGCGCUAAUUACGAGCCCCGUUGCCUUAGGCACGCAGAGCUUGCGCUAGCGUGUGCCGUGGUCAGCCCGCUCCCAGGCUGGCGCGAGACGGCACAGUGGGCACACACGCUGUUGCGGCAAUGGCAUGGGGGCCUGUACGGUGGCGACUGCAGGGCGGCGGGGGGAGGCGGGGCGGCAGAGGCGACCUGUGUGGAGUGUGGUGACUGCCUGUCAGACAUGCAUGUCGAGUUGCGGCCGCUGAGCGGGCCUCAGAUGCGGGAGCGGCUGGAGUGGCUGCGAGAUAGGGGCUGCGCUCCCGAUGUCAUCGACGACGUCAUGCUUCUGCCGCUAGAGGACGCGGCGGUGAUGGAGAUGGUGGUCCGGCCCAACCUGGAGAACAAAACGGCUCGCGAGUGCCCCGAGUUCACGUUCAACUGCAUCAUCAGGACCAUCAUCGAGUGGCAGCUUGCGGAGAAGGGCCACUUGGGCACCUUGCAGGCCAUGCACGCGCUCCUGAUGUCGAAACCGCACACGGCCAGCGUGACCAGGGAGGAGCAGGCCUGGAUUCGCGAAAACAAGUGCGAUCUGGGCCCGGACGCUGCCCGCAAGGGCCACGGCGGGCUGCGGUCGUGGGUGCUGUCGGCGGUCGCUGGGGCUGCACGCACGCGCCAGCUCCACGUCAUGCGAUGGGCGCUGGACACGUUUGGUGCCGAGUUCUCACCGCUACACCUGUGGUGGCUGUGGUGCUGCGGACCCAGCCUGCCGCUGCCGCAGCUGCUGGCUGAGCGGGGGCUGGGGGAUAAGCUGGCGCAGGCGGUCUGCACCGAGUCCGACCUGGUGCUUGCGGUAGGAAGCGGGUGCAAUGUGGCUUGGCUGGAGCAGGCGCGCACGCAGCACGGCGCCCGGCCGGUGGCGAGCACGCUGGCGGCGGUCGCGGCGCGCGGCGAUGCUGAGCCGCUGCUGGAGUGGUGUGUGCAGCACGGCGGCGGCGGCGGCGACGGCCGGCAGCUGCUGCUGCACGAGUCCGCGGCGCGGGCCGCGGUUCAGGCCGGCUGCGUGCAGGCGGUGGAGUGGCUGCUCGCUAGGGACUGUCCCCUGCCGGACCGGUUCUGCUACAACCUGCCGCACGUGGGCGCCAGCGGCGCUCGUGGCGAGGACGACAGCGUCGGCCGGGGUAGCCCUCUGCAGCUGCUGGCAGCCAUAGCCGCCCAUAAGGGCGAUGUGGGAACCCUUGCGGCGCUGCACGCGUGCCGGGGGCCGCGGCCCACCUUUUUCGCCAGCGAUGAGACAACGCUGCGCUUGGCCGUGCACGCCUGCAGCCUGCCGGUGCUGCAGCUCCUGCAGACUGCGGGCGAUGCCGGCGGCGAGGCCGGCUGGGAGCUCAGCGGGUCCGUGUGGCGCGCACUGGGACGGGCUGUGCGGCAGAUGCGGGAGCGGGAGGCGGCGCUGGAUGAUGACGAGGGCAAGGCGGGCUUGUCAGCGGCGUUCUGCGCCUGGGUGGAGGCGGCGUGCGCGCUGAGCGACGAGGCGGUCGAGCUGAGCGAUGAUAGGGCGGCGGCAUGGAGUGCCUUGGGCGGCUGGGCAGCUGCGGGUGGUGACCAGGGUCAAGGGGUCGCCGUGGAAUGGAGGGGCGGCGAGGUGCGGACGGGCGGAAGCAGCGGCACGGCGGGCGAGGCCGAAGGCGCCACGGUUGAAGCAGGCGGCAGCUGUAGCAAGUUAGGAGGGAAUGGCGGCAGUAGCAUCCAGGAGUGCGGACACCAGGUGCAUUGGGACAUGCAGCUGGGCGAGGCUGCGGAACAGCUGGCGGCUGCGGAGGUGGCAGCGUGGCAGCGGCUGCGAGACAAGGUGGCGGAGGUGCGCGUCUGGAAGCCCGACUACCAGCAUCACUGAAAUGCUUAAAUACCAGCAUGGCUGCAUGUGAGAGUGGUCGUAAGUACUUGGGCUCAAGGUCCAGGCUUCAUUGCAGAAGGGACGUUUGUGCAAUACCGUAUGUGUUGCGCCAUUGCCUCGCCUUUUGUGGGCGUCUUACGGCGAGAGCUGCAUCACUUGGAGCAGAACGGAAUUAUGCCGGACCGCUUAAUGCGAGCCGCCACUGGCAUCUGGACCUAAGGAGGGCUCAUGCACAUGGGGAUUACGCAUCCCCUGAGCAGUAGUGGAUGAAGCGUUUAACACACAGCACUUGUAUGAAUUGUAUGGUGCCCAUGGCACCGCACUGACACUUGUUGUGUGUGUGGUUACUUGGCCCAGCCUCCCUAAGCGCAAGCUUCUGCACCUGCGUGUCGGCUUGUCAUGGGUUGCGCCUCGCAUCCGGGAUUCCG